AUGGGGAAAAGGCCAGCCCCGUCACUAAAGGGCACUGACGGCGGCACUAUUAUAAGACCCUCGCAAGGCGCUAUGCAGUAUGGAGAUACUGACGAUUUCGGACCAACAUAUUGCACAGCCUUUGUGCAGGAUGAGGAGUGUAGGAUUUUGGUCGAUACCGGAUCCUCAGUAACGAUAAUGUCAGAAAGGUUUUUCAAUAAAAUAAGAGAAAAGGUGAAGGAUAGGAUACAGCAGACGACGCAAGUACCAUAUAAAAUUCAAGGAGUAACAGGACACAUGAACAGACCAAUAGCAGAAGUACAACACAUCCCAUUGAGAUUUGACAAAAGAAGCGGAAUUUGGAACCUAAAUGCAGGCAUA
Molecule: messenger RNA, 360 nt
Organism: Paraglomus occultum
Lineage: Eukaryota; Fungi; Glomeromycota; Glomeromycetes; Paraglomerales; Paraglomeraceae
Source: the annotation of a GenBank genome assembly